Messenger RNA from Copidosoma floridanum, 2771 nucleotides. RefSeq lists its product as uncharacterized. Gene Ontology annotation, cellular component: plasma membrane. The record is from RefSeq and is a predicted model, not a curated record. NCBI's taxonomy places the organism in Eukaryota, Metazoa, Arthropoda, Insecta, Hymenoptera, Encyrtidae.
CUCGCGAAAUUGUGUGCACUCCACUCGUUGGCGUCUCUAAUUAUUGUUAGUAAUUAUUGACAGUAUCUCUGCGCUAUUGUUUUUUUUUUUCUCUUUUUUUUGCGCACUAAAUACUUACCACUUAAGUAGCAAAGUGUUGUUCGUUAAAAAACUACAAGGUAUACGAGUACAAAAGCCGAUAGAGGAAAAGUGCGUUGGGCUCGGCAUAAAUGAUCUACAGCUGAGAAAAUGCGUCGCCGCGGCAGCGAGCCAGCAGCAAGUUGCACCAGCUCCUCCUUCGUCUCGACGACGACGUCGACGUCUUUGUUGCUGUCGCAUCUGCUGCUGCUGCUGCUGCUACUACUACUACUGGCAUGCCAAGGAGCUCAUGCUGUAGAAGCGUCUGGAGAUGUCGAGCUUUAUUAUGACAAGCUCGUGCCACUUGGUGGAACUAUCACUUUCUUUGCUAGUAUUUUGGACAAGAACGAUAAGUCACCAACAGGAAAUUUCGUUUACAAGUGGGAAGACAAUGCCGAGAAACAGCAUCGUUUUGAGAGCGGCACAACAACAAAUACAACGUCGCUCUUCAGAGCCAGCUAUCCAGCAUCAAUGUACCAUUUAGGCGUGUACACAAUGGAAGUUGAUGUCUGCAAAUGGGGGUACAUGGAAAUUUUUUGCCAUUUUUUUGGAAAAAAAACAAUACUGUUUCCCAUACUAUUUGAUGGGUAUUUGACAAUACAACAAACAAAUUACUCUGGAAAAAGUGAGUUUGUAUCAUCUGACAGAGAGACAAGAAUAACUGUGAAUGUAAAAAAGAGAGAUUAUGAUUACUUAGUAAAGAAAUCAGCGACUAUCACAACGUAUUGGUUCAUUGAUUGUCAAUACCACAGUCGCACAAACGGUUUUACAUUAGACUAUAAUUUUACAAAGCCAAAUACCACUUAUGUUGUUGAGGCUCUUGUUGUGGCUAAUUUUGAUCCACCUGUUACAACGCUAGCUCCCACAACUACUACUAAUACCACACCCACAACUGUGCCAUCAAAUGGGACAACUGCCGUUCCAACGAAUGAUACAUCCACAACUACAACUACACCUACACCUACAACAACAAUAAAAACGACGACGACAACAACAACAACAACAACAACAACAACAACAACAACAACAACAGCCUCAACAAAUGCAUCAGUGCCUCAUUUUGCAAAUGAAACAUUCCCUUUAGUAUGCAAGUCUAGGUUGCCACCUAAUGUCAAUGAAACGUAUGGUCAUUUCCAAACAGAAGUCAAAGUGAGAGCACCCAUAUCCAAGUUAAACAUUGAAGGCUCAACAUGGAUUCAACCAUGGAAUAGUAUACAACUUGAUAUAACGUGUAAUGGAACAGGGCCUUUCCAGAAAUGUAUCGAAAUUCACAUGGGGAAGUACAAUACCACUGGAAAUGAAACUUGCAAUCAAGACAACAGUGAAACACUGGAUAUUUGUAAAUUUUCAUUCAGUCACUAUUUCCUUGACGCUCUGGAGUACACAGUUUUAAUCAUAUUGAGCAAUGACGUCAGUACUGAAGUACAUCCGGUGGCAGUUAACAUUUACGAGCUGAUUCCCAAGCCUCAGUUAUCGGUAAUUGUGGUGCCACUUACAUGUUCCUUAGUAGCCGUGGUCCUUAUUGUCUUUGGCAUUGCCUACUACGUGCAAAACAAGUCGCGCUUUACCGUCGAAGUGGCAGACUUCGACUUUGGUCAGCGUAGUGCCGACAUGGAAUACAAAACGUUCACCGAAAGGCUCCGAGACUCUUUUAAUAAUGCUGGAUACAAACAAUUACACAACGCAAAAAAUUUGCAAUGACAAAACGCACAAGAAAGCACGGAACAAUGAUGGUAAAGAAAAAAAAUUAUCGGUAUGAGGAGCAAGGAUACGAAAAUGUAACAAAAUCAUUGAACUGAUGAUUGAUCAAAAUUCCACGAUGUUACACGCAAUUUGGGCUGCAGUAUUUGUAGAUUUUAAGUGUAAUUUCAAUUAAUGCGCUAUUCAGCGUGACGAUAUUUUAAUGUAUAUAGGACAAAAAAAAAAAGAUGCAUGAUUAAAUGAUAAUGAGCAUAGGCUGUGAAAGUUAAAGGCGGAGGGAGUUAUGAGGAGCACUAAUUACGAGAGUCGUGAUUGCUUGUCUUUUUUACAGAAGUCCUUUUAUUUAAAUUAUUCUUCACCCCUUUUUAUUACAUUUCCUGUAUUUAACUUUAUGAGAGGGAUAUAAAUAUUUUUUUUUUUAUGUGGAUUGGAUAAAUGUUAUCAAUUUUGUCAAUCGGCUGUUUUGCAUGCCGAAAUCUUUCAUACUAAGUAUUUGCGAUUUAAUCUGCGAUCGGAUUCCUUGCAGAUAUUCAAUGAGCGAUCAAAAAUAUUUUACUUCUAAUAUAAAAUUAUUAAUUACAAAUUUGUUUAAUAACUGUGUACAUUGUUAAAAAAUUGUAUAUAACAUAUGCGUUGUAACAAAACUAAUGAUAAUAUUUAUAUAGAGGGAAAAGCAUACAAAGCACGACUACUACAUUUCUCACCAGUGAAAAGAGAGUAACAGUUUGUAAAAUAAAUUAAUCUGGCAAUUUUUCAUAAGUUUAUUUUAAUGCAUUCAAAGAGAUCAAAUUGUUUGAUGAUUAUAAUGGUUUUUUGAAAAAUAAUAAUAUUACUGUAACAAAUUUACUAUGUUUUUAAUUUCUGUUACAGAGUUGUAAUUUUUAUUUUGAGCUUUCCUCUGGUGAAAAUUCUGCCGUGCCUUAAAACAUAACUAUCGAUAAUUGAUAAUAAAA